GUGGUGAUGUGUUGAUGGGAGGAAGGGGAUGGCAGGAUGCGGGCGGGGCGUGGUGAAGGGAGUGUUGAUGAGGUGAGGAGAGGUGAGGGCGAGGGGCGUGGCGAGCAUGGUGGGGGCGUGUCCCUGCAUGGUGUGGGGGCGGAGUCAGGCUACAGCCUCAGCAGUGCGGCGCGGCCCGGCCCGCAUCAGUCCACCAGCGGCCAGCCGCCUCUCAGUCUCAGUGCCGUCACAGCUGCCGCCUGAGUAAGUAGCGUGUCCGCACCGCUGCUGCUGCUGCUGCUAACUCAUCUCGCCCUCACACGUCGCCGUGGCGAGACGUGCACAACCUUCGGUGUCCGCUGACCACCGCUGCUCUUAGCCGCUCACUCCCACCUUCCGCGUGUGUGCGUGUGUGUCUUAGUGUGGUGGCGUGAGGGCGUGCGGCGAGGCCAUCCCUUGUGGGCGGCACAGUGAACAGUUAGACGGACGUGUCAAGUGGUGGCACUCAGGCGUAACUCUCUGCCCCGAGGCACUGCCCUGCACGGGGCCAAGCAGUGCACCAGUAUAGCGCGGCAGCUCCGCGUGCCGCGCCGUGCCGUGCAGGAGGCAGCGGCCACACUCUGCGUGUUCCCCGCGCCAUGGACGGGGCGCCUGACGGAGAAGUGGUGAUGGUGGCGGUGGAUGGUGAGGGCGUGGCAUCGUGGGUGGCGGGCGUGGCAGUGGCCCUUGUCCUCGGCGUCAUAUUCGUCAUCUCCUCCGUUCUAAACACUGUCUUUCUCAUCAUUUUCUUCCGCCGGCCAUCUCUUCGUAGCGUCUCCAACAGGUUCAUUGUCAGCCUGACGGCGUGCAACCUGCUGGGGUCGUGGGUGCUGCUGCCGUUGGUGACGGGCGACACCUUCCUGGUGGGGUGGGAGUCGCCGGUGCUGUGCCGCGGGCUGGAUGCUGCGGCGGAGCUGGUGGUGGCGGCGUCGGUGUUCGCCACGCUGCUGAUCGCCGUGGACCGCUUCUUCGCCAUCACCGACCCGCUGCACUACCACAUGCUGGUGACGCGCGCCAAGAGUGUCGUCAUGGUGGCCUCGGGCUGGGCGCUGGCCGCAGCCCUGGCCGCCACCGCCGCCUUGGGAGACUUGUCCGACAGACCCUGGCAGGUGUGUGGGACGCCCGCAGCGCGACCUGGCGACCCCUGGAACUACCGCUCUUACUUUGUGGUGGCCAACCUGGUGUUGUGCUUCGCGGUGCCCGUGGUGCUGCUCGUCUGGAUCUACACCCGCAUCUACCUGGCGGCGCAGCAGAACAGCGAGAGGACGCGCCGCAACUCCCUGUGCGGCUCCACGCUGGACGCCGUCACGCCCUCCCGCGGCCCAUCAAGGACGCCUUCGACACGAUCCACGUCCUCGCAGAUCGUGUCGUCGCUGCGGCACCGCAUCAGCAACGCGUCGCUGUUCCUGCACAAGGAGGAGUCCCGCGCCGCCAAGAUUUCCGUGGUAGUGAUCGUGUUGGUGUUCGUGUGCUGGCUGCCCUUCCACGCCGCGGCGCUGCUGCACACAUCCCUGCUGCAGGUGUGGCUGCCGCGCCCCGCCUGGAGCGUGGUGAUGAUGCUGGCGCUGAGCAACGCCGCCGUAUCGCCCUAUGUCUACCUGUACCGCUCACGGAGGAUACAGCGGGAGGUGCGGCGCCUGCUGGGACUGCCCCUCAGCGCCACCAAAAUCCAGACCGGCUCUGGUCGCCGCCGCCCGCUGCCACGCCUGCAGCUGCAGAUGAUCCCGCCCUCGCCCACAGUGCUGGACGCUAACUUCGAGUCUUCGCUGGGCCCGCCGCUGGCCAGGCAGGGCUUCACCCACCCCUCGCCCUUCACGGCGCUCAUCACCAAGCUUUUUCGUGCGAAGGGCUUCCCGGGAGAGCCGUGGCGGGACUCCCUCGGCUCCACCACUUCCUCGUCCACGAUCACGUCAGCCAGCACGAGUAGCUCGGGCGGGUCAGGGCAGAGCGAGGCCUCCACCACUGAGAGUGAGAGCAUGUUACCGCGCCUGGCUGUGCCGGAGGCUGGCUCGUGACGCAGCGGCGGCAGCCACUGGCGGUGCUAGCCCUCACUUCGCACUCACACCUGCUGCUCCCGCCCUGCCGGUGACCUGUCCUGGAGGGUCUAGCAGCGCCGCCACUCCAGGGACGCCCAUGCCCAUGGCCAACCCACCCCCAUUUAAGCUGGGGCUACUCUUCCACAAACACAAGCCCCCUCCUGACACACCACCAUCCAUUUAUCCAACGGGGCCAGCUCCACCCACUCAGGAGCCCCCAACAGACACCCCACAAUCCCCCACGCCCCCCUCACGCCCUCUACCACCCGGCCAGGAACCCCAGCCCUCCAUCCCAGACACCCCCUCGCCCACCUCAGGGUCCCCAUCACCCGUGCCGGACUAAGGCAAUCAACGCACCCCGUCAGUGACUUCCAUGUCCCUUCACCCACCUCGCCCCGCACCAACACUUCCCGCGUGGCUCUGAGGUCAGGCGGGGUCAGUGUGCCGGGCUGGGGGCGUGGCGAGUGGAGGUGACUUGCAAGAGUGAUGAGAGAGUGAGUCGAGUCAGUGAGUGUGAGUGAGUGAGUGUGUUCCUCAGGGCGUCAAGUGAAGCAACACACGAGCUGUGCCUUAUUGUCGAUCUACAAUACUCGAUACGUGAUGAUAUUGGACAAUUACUAUCAUUAUCACUCUUAUUACUAUUACAAACAUUAUUAUUAUUGUUAUUAUUAUUAUUAUUAUUACUAUUACUAUGAGAACAAAACGCACCAUAACCGUACCUAAUUUGAAUCUCUAACACCACCACCACCACCACCUCCAUGGCAUCUCCCGUCCAUCCAACACACAGCUGGUCUCUGGUGGUGCUUUCCAAUACUCACGGGCGCCUGUACAUAUAUAGCAACCUUCCUUUCUAAAGCCCCGGGCACAAUCCCACGUGUGUGUGUGUGUGUGUGUGUGUGUGUGUGUGUGUGUGUGUGUGUGUGUGUGUGACUCCGGCAGCUAGUGAUAUGCGUGUUGCCUCCUGAUCUCCGUGUUGAUAAGAUAUACAAAUGUUCUCUAUUUGUUUAAUAAAAUGAUAAAUAUAUAAAUAAAUAAAAUAUGUAUAAAGAGA
Portunus trituberculatus (swimming crab) is the source of this 3105-nucleotide messenger RNA. Its product is annotated as beta-1 adrenergic receptor-like. Bases 618 to 2033 code for a protein of 471 amino acids. Gene Ontology annotation, molecular function: G protein-coupled receptor activity. Lineage: Eukaryota; Metazoa; Arthropoda; Malacostraca; Decapoda; Portunidae. Gene Ontology annotation, cellular component: membrane. The transcript is spliced from 6 exons. The record is from RefSeq and is a predicted model, not a curated record. Gene Ontology annotation, biological process: G protein-coupled receptor signaling pathway.